AAGCUGAAGAAUCAAAAGUCCAGUAGGUGUACGGAAUACACAAUUUUUUUUUCACGUAGGAUAUCAUAACCCUAUGAUCAUUUAAUCCUUUUUAUUAUGGAUAUAUGAAAUUUUGACAUUUAAAUUUGUUUAUAGUGAUGAAAAGUUAUAAUUGGAUAAAACGUCCAUUUCUCUAACGGAAAUCUUCUGUUGAGAAAAAUCAACCACACGAGGCAAUUAUAUUUUUUCUAACCGAAGGCAGAUAAAUACCCGUAUUCGCAGCAACAUGCAGAACGUUUCCAAAUUAAUUAUGAAGUUCAAGCGUAACAAUGACGUAACGUCACAAUAACGGUACUUCACGACGGCAAACGAGAAAAUCAUGGAUCAGAAUUAAACAACUGCAGAAAAAAUUCUUUGAACUGGUAUGCGUGUUUUAUAACAAUUAUGGAAGGUGACACAACAAAGAAAAACGCCGAUCCUCCAGAAACGGAUCUUGAUUAUUAUUCUAGACCCGAAAAUUAUGAAGGAAGUAAUUUAACAAAUAUAAAACGGUUUAAUUUUGCGAAACAAAAGGAAGACAAGGCAAAACUUGAUGCGUUAAAGGGUAAGAAAAAGAAGAAAGAUGGUUUUGACCUUUUUAAAAGGUACCGUCAUAUUUUAAAAGGAUAUUUAGAUGCUGACAUCGAGCCAGAUGAACCCGAUACAAGCGACGAUGAAGGGGAGGAAUCUAGUUCCAAAAAAAUCAAAUUCAUCGCGGAGGAAGAUUCCAAGUCUGAAAAAUCGGAUAUUGAAAAACCAAAAACAAGUGAAUCGACUAAAAAGGAAGAAAAACUGGAAAUAAAGUUGGAAAGUUUUGAUUCAUGUGAAAUACCAAUAAAUACUCCCGAUACGCCGACGGACUCCGGAUACCGUACUGGCACUGGGACAAUAGGGAAGGAACGUUCACUAUCUGUUACGCCAGUGGAUAUAAGUGGAAGCCAGUCAUGUAUUGGUGGUAGGAAAAGUGCAUCUGGUAGAUCUUCAGUGUCAUUGAAGGGAAACCUGUUAUCCAGGGAGCUUAGAGCUAGACAGGCUAAAGAAAAUUGGAGAAAAUAUACACGAUUCAUCAUUAUGGUUCAUAAACUCUCCUCAGCAGCGGGUCAAGGUGAUACUGAUAUGGGUAUGAAAACAUUUACAGAUAUAGCAAGUGAGGCAGAAUCGUCAGCUUUAAAGAGUUCAGGUCUUUCAUUUGAUCCUAACUACUUUAAAGCUAAAAAAGAGAUAAAUAUCAGUAAUGAAGUGAAAAAUAUUCUUAGUCUUCCAUCAGAUCAAAGAUCUCCAGAACAAAUCCAAACGGCAAUGUUUGGACUACAAAGUCUUCGAUCGUUUGCUGAAUAUCCACUUCAUAUGCAAGAAAAGCUGGCGUCAGUAGCCUGGUUCGAAUUAGUACCACCAAAAAGGAUUAUAAUUCGUCAGGGACAUUUUGCAGAAAACUUUUAUUUUAUUCUUUCCGGACAAGCUGUUGUCACAUUACUUCUUACAAACCCUAAAACUGGUGCUUCCUUUGUCAAAACAGCAACAAUAAUGAGAAAAGGAAUGAGCUUUGGAGAACUUGCCUUGUUACAUCACUCCAGACGCACAGCUACAGUAACUAGCCAAGGAACUGUACAGUUACUUACCAUUGGACGAGCAGAUUUCUUUGAUAUCUUUAUGAGUGGAGAGGGACCUGACGAUAUUCCUGAUCACAUUAAGUUCAUAAGUCAGUGCGACUUUAUGAAAGACUGGCCUAUUGAAAAUUUAUUGGAACAUCCAGAAAAAUGUUUGCUGCACUUUUUCAAACGAAAUGUUGUUAUUGUGAAAGACAGCACUUUUAACGAAUGGAUAUAUGUUGUGAAAUCGGGGUUCUGCCAAGUUCUGAAACAGCUCAAAGGUGUAACACCUAGACUUGGAUUUAACACUAGACAAAACGCAGACAAAGAUCCGUCGAUACCAAAAUUGCCAGGGUUAAUCAAAGAAGCCAAGAUUGAUACUGGCCUAAGAAGAAAACGACGAUCAAAAUCUGCUCCAGUGAAAGAAGAGAAUGAAGAAAACAGUCCACCAAUGGAGGAACAUAAGGCACCAGAAGCACAUACAUUUUCAAAAGAUCAAUACUCAAAGAAUCCCACCACUUUAAAAGCUCAUUUUGCAGUGAAAAGACCAAAACAGAACUACGUCAUACCAGAGAAAUGCAGGCCUCCAAAACCUGUACCAGAACCGAAAGAACUAUCAACAGGAAAACUGCCAGCAGUAUAUGUUCAAGUUGAAGCUCUUAAACCAAGAGAUGCAUUUGGUUUAGAAACUAUAGAAUUUGAUACUGAUUCAGAAAGGACAAAUACAGUUGUUAGCUUGGUAAGCCGUGGUGCUGAAUGCAUUAUGCUAUCUAAAGAAUUUUUCAUGAAACAUGCAAACGAAAAGGUGAAGAAGUUGAUUCGACAUCAGGUUCAACCUUAUCCUGAAGAUGAAGCAUUUCAGAAUAACCUGCAGAUAAAAUCAGAUUGGCAAUUGUACAGACAUUCAUUAAUCACAACACUGACUAGCAAUCUAUGAUUUUUAAACCUUUUCUAGCUGUGAUACCGAUUUAAUUAUUCCGAUUGUUAAAUUUUAACUCAGGUUUCUUCCUAACUCUAUCAUGCAAUGAGGAGCUCUUAUCAUUUAUAUCUUUAUUUUUUUAUGUGCUUAUUGUAAAAACACUUAUUC
Molecule: messenger RNA, 2694 nt
Organism: Mytilus trossulus (common blue mussel)
Lineage: Eukaryota; Metazoa; Mollusca; Bivalvia; Mytilida; Mytilidae
Product: cyclic nucleotide-binding domain-containing protein 2-like
Exons: 17
Coding region: 424-2544 (706 amino acids)
Source: RefSeq, a predicted model, not a curated record